AUGGCCACCUUUGAUGAUUUAUCUAGCAAAAUCGAACAAGUAGUAUUUAAAUGUUUGUCUUAUCCUCAGGAAGAUAUGGAAGAUAAUAUUCGGAAAUUACUGACACCUCUUGUUAAUAAUAAAGAGACUCUUGAACUACGGAAAUUAACGCUAGAGCAUGUAAUUAAAAAAAUAGCAAUGAGAUAUUCGACACUCCAACCUAAUGAGUUAAUACCGAAUGCUUUUAAACUUUUAGAUUUAGUAUUAAGAUGUCACGAAGUAGAUAAAGAAUUAUGUGAACCUACUUUAACUCUUACGAUUUUGGAAGAGCUUUUGGAAACUCAACCAAUGGAAGUUUGCGAAACAUUGUACCAAUUCUUAGAGACUAAUAAGCAGAGGCUAUUAGUGGAUCUAAAACCGACACAGGGUAAAGGGUUGGUUCUGUUAAGAUUAUCUAAUGAACUUAUUCGCCGAGCUUCAAAAUCUAAUCACAACGCGUUCCGUGGAAGAGUAUUAAUCUUUUUGUCAAAUUCUUACGCCCUUGGCGAACGUUCUGGUGUAAAUGUUCGUGGAGAGUGUAAUAUUGAAAAUGUAACGAGCUAUAAUGCGUUACAAGAAGGCGAAAAGGCCGAAUUUUAUAAUACCUUUUGGAACCUUCAGACUUAUUUUAAUAAUCCACCAAAAAUUUUCGAUGGUAAUAAUUUAAAUAUAGUUCUUGAAAAAAUGGAAGUAGUCUUAAUUCAAUUUAAUGAAAUUUUGUCCAAUGAAAAGAAAAAAGCUGUAGUAGAAAAUAAAGGGAAUGCUAUGGAAGUUGACGGGGAAAAUGAUAUCUCAAAGUCAAAAGAUGAAAAUAAUUACAAUGCAUCGAUCAAAAGAAAACAUCAUGAAACCGAUGAUUGUUUAGAGGAAACGAUAAGUUUAGCAAAGGAUUACGUUAAAUAUUUUCCCAAAUAUUUGACGAGUUACGCAUUAUUUGACAAGGAGAUAUCAGAUCCCAACUUCCGUCGCAUAGUUUUAUUCCAAUUCCUUAUAAUAUUACAGUAUUUUACAGGAUUUUAUCCUGAAGAGCGCGCUCGUAUUGAAGAAACGAGAGCAACAUAUAAUACUGCUAAUGCUGUACAACUUCCUAACUUUACAAUAACUGAACAGCAGGUAAUACAAGAAACUUGGAAUCGAAUAAUCGAGCAGCUCAAUGAGAGCACUCCGGAGGGAAGUAAAUUCACUACUACACUACUCCAUAUACUCAAUAUGGAAAAGAGAUGGAAUCAUUGGAAGUUUGGUCAAAAUUGCGAAAGUGUCGCAAAAAAAUUCGUUGAAAAGGUACCUGAUGAUGAUAGAAAAUCAACGUCUUUUUCUAAGUUUGGUUUAGCACGAGAAAAAAGAAUGAAAUUAUGUAAAAAUUUGGAACCUAUGAAAUGGAAGAUGGGAACUCCUCAUUUAACCAAGCUAUGGACAAAUACAAUGAAAGUUUGUGAUGAAAAAAUAUUAUCAGAUUCAACCAGAAAGAGGGCUGCACCUACUUUUCAAGACGUUUACCAGAGAAUCAAAGAUGAUGGUUACCCGCCGGAAAUUGGACUGACAUUUGAUGAAAACGACUAUGAGUUCGAUAGAGAAGAAAAAGAAAAAGGCUGGGUACAAAAAUGGUUCGCGUUACGAGCCGCUAGAAAUAAUUACUUGUUGCAUUUUAAUAAACCAGCUAAGAAAGAUGCAAAAGAAUUGAAAGAUCCAAAAGUUGUUAGUGCGUUAAAAGAAGCAGAAGAAUGUAAAGAUGAAAUUGCUGUUUUGAAUAUUUUAAUAACUGAAAAUCCUACAUGUAGUAGUGGUACUAGUAGUAAAAAACAACCACCAACUGAAUCUGAGAAUACCGAACAAAAGAAUGGAGAUCAUAAAAAUAGUGUUGAUCAGAAGAACAGCGAACAUAAAAAUGGAGCUCAUAGAAACGGGGAUAAUCUUCCCGUAGAGCAAAAAAACGGAGAACAGAAUAGAGUUGAACUGAAGCAUGUAGAACAAAAUAAUAUUGAUAUGAAGGAAUGA
Funneliformis caledonium is the source of this 2013-nucleotide messenger RNA. The record is from the annotation of a GenBank genome assembly. Lineage: Eukaryota; Fungi; Glomeromycota; Glomeromycetes; Glomerales; Glomeraceae.